Pungitius pungitius (ninespine stickleback) is the source of this 1981-nucleotide messenger RNA. It is a transcript of the gene tamalin, whose product is annotated as trafficking regulator and scaffold protein tamalin. Gene Ontology annotation, molecular function: protein binding. The record is from RefSeq and is a predicted model, not a curated record. NCBI's taxonomy places the organism in Eukaryota, Metazoa, Chordata, Actinopteri, Perciformes, Gasterosteidae. The coding region runs from base 395 to 1528 and encodes 377 amino acids. The transcript is spliced from 8 exons.
CAAUUUCUUGAAUAAAAACACUACUUUCCGCCUGAUUUUACAGCCGCCUGCGACCCCCCCGAAAAACCAAAACACACUUCCCGAAAUGGAAAACCGAAUCCUCCGAGGCGCACAUGAAGGCGGCAGAGACGGAUGCGCGUCGACAUCCCUGUUUGGCACUCGCUCGCGUCCUUCACAACAAAAGCCCCCGCCCCCAGCCUCUUCACGGGAAACUCUCUCCAGUCAAAGUGUAGUUUGUUGGCUCCACGUUGAAGCCCACAACUCUGUCGGCAUCUUUCAAGGCUGGUGGGUGGGUGGGCUCUUCUUUUUUUAAUCUUUUCUUUAGCUGAGGACAAGAUAUUUUCAUAAAUAUUAUUAUUAUAUAUAUUUUUUAACUUUGUUAUAUGAGCUCAACAUGACGUUCAGGAGGCUGAAGAAGGUGAACUCCAGCGAGCCAGAGAGCGGAACCGCAUCUCAAGACAGCGACAUUUAUUUUCCCUCGUCAAAGUCAGACAGUUGCGGGACUGUUGUCCUUCCGACAAACUCCUCGGAGGUUUACAACCACAAAACUUUGGCUUACUCUGGAGGGACGCUGCCCAGAAACUUCAAAAAGGGUGGCGGGUUGCAGAAGUGGAAACCCUUAACACUGACCCCAGAACCACAAAGAAAGGUGGUGGUCCUGGAAAAAAAUGAAGAAGAGUCGUUUGGUUUCGAGAUCCAGACUUACGGGCUGCACCAUCAAGACCAGAACUCAGUGGAGAUGUGCACGUUUGUUUGCAAGGUGCACGACGACAGCCCGGCUCAGCAGGCAGGCCUCAAAGUUGGGGAUACCAUCUCGAGUGUGAACGAGGCCACCGUGGAGGGAUUUCGGCACAAGGAGAUUGUUCAGCUCAUCCGGGCGUGCGGCCACACACUCAGGCUGGAGACGGUUUACAGCGACUCGAUCCGAAGAGCGGAACUCGAAGCCCGGCUGCAGUUUCUGAAGCAAACCCUCCACGAGAAAUGGGAUGAAUAUCGGUCAUUGAUGGUGCAGGAGCAGAGGCUUGUUCAUGGCAUAGUGCUCAGCGACGCUGCGGUCUACGAGUCCCUGGAGUCGGCGGGCAUGUACGGCAGCCUCGGCACCCCCAGCCCCGCCGCUCAGAGGGCCCUCCGCUGCACCGGCAGCACCAGCAGCAGCGCCAGCUUCCUCAGCACGGCCACGGAGGACGACCCUCUCUACCAGACCUGCCUGUACCCGGCGGACUCGACCGGCGCCGCCGCGGACAAGAGGAAGGAGCAGCUGAAGCCGCCGCAGCAGCAGCAGCAGCAGCAGCAGCGCCUCCGGCCGGCCAGCGAGCUCUUUGCGACCGCCAAGACGCAGCUGACCCGCAGCGCCAGCACUCGCAGCUACACGAGGGGGUCUCAAUCGCAGUCGACCACCUCGGGGGAGAAGCAAGGGGGGUUCAGCUCGCUGCAGAGGAAGCCCAAGCAGAAGAGCUUCCGCAGGCGCCUCCUCAAGUUCAUCCCGGGGUUGAACCGACCGCUGGAGGAGGAGGAGAGCAAGCUGUGAGCGGGCGACGCCGCAGACGCAGAGACUCAGGGAGCAGCGCCGACUGUUCGCCGUAGUUACCAAAGAAAAAGAAAAAAAGAGAGCGAGAUUGUAGAGAGACCAAAGAGAACAUCUCCACAUCCGACCAAUGAUCACGUGGUGAUACUGUGGCCCUCAAAGUUUCCAAGCUGUAAAUAACUUUUGUUUCCUUUUUGUUUUUUAAGUUAUUUAUUUAUAUUUAACAUGUCUCUGUACAAAAUGAAGGAUUUCUCUGUUUUUACCGUAUGCAAUUUUUAUUUACUACAGUAAAUGACACAUUUCUACGCGACAUUUAGUUAGACACAACUUUGAUACCUACUUUUAGAUUGUUCAUAUUGAUUCUGUUUUUGUUUUUUUGUUUUGUCCAAGUCAAGGUUCCUAAAAAUAAAUGAUGUCAUCUUCCCAUAUUACUCUAAUUAUUUUGUGCGAAACUUG